Naegleria fowleri is the source of this 4971-nucleotide messenger RNA. RefSeq lists its product as uncharacterized. Gene Ontology annotation, molecular function: GTPase activator activity. Lineage: Eukaryota; Heterolobosea; Eutetramitea; Acrasida; Naegleriidae. The record is from RefSeq and is a predicted model, not a curated record. The transcript has a single exon. The coding region runs from base 1 to 4971 and encodes 1656 amino acids. Gene Ontology annotation, cellular component: GATOR1 complex. Gene Ontology annotation, biological process: negative regulation of TORC1 signaling; positive regulation of autophagy.
AUGCAAAAACCAAGAAGGUUACAUCCUCACAAAUCCUCUUCCUCUCACCAUCCCCAACCACCUCCGACGACGACGACUUUCAAUCACUCUUCAACAACAACUCAGGAUGGAAGCACAAAUAUGAUAAAUCACACAACUACAAAUAAUAAUGGCGUUGGAAUCUAUAAUAAUGUUUCUACGACAGGAGCAACCUCUCCAUCAACAACAAGUACUUUCAAUCAGACUCAACAGAUACCAACAAUUUCAACUCCCGCAAAUAUUCCGAGUGGUGGUAGUGGUCAUCAUCAUGGAGGCAUGUCAUCAUCCUCAUCAGGUUCCUCCUCCUCUACGUAUAGAAAAUAUAUUUUACUCGUUCACGAAAAAGAUUUCAGUGAACAAGAAAUUAUUAUAAACGGAAAAGCCUUGAAUUGGCUUCAAAUAGGAGACAUUCUGGAAAUUACACAACCGAAAGCUCCCCCAAAUUCAAUUCCCAUUCAUGAACAGCCUGUUAUGGCAUCAUCUCCUAUUUCUUCCUCUCAGUUAAUUGUAACAGGAGGAACAUCCACACCCAUCGACAUUUCAAGCACAACAAAUCAAAACACGUUGGACAAUAAUUUUUCUUCGUCUCCCUUUUCUUCAUCGUUCCGAGAGAAAAAUUUAUCAAUCAGAGCUCCAACACCUCCAACAAUGGGAAGUACUGGAGCAAUGAAACAACAAGCACCUUCGGUUGGAAAUGUCACCAUUAGUAAUAAUAUCAAUCAAAAUACCAAUUCUACUACGAACUCAAAUUCAACAACAAACAAGGCAUUCAUUGUAAAAAUUUCCUCCCUCGAAACAAUGAAGGGAAUCCAAUAUUUGAGUAUUUUAAAAAGCAUUGCGGAUAUUUUCGAAUUUCAACCAAGAAGAGAAGUGUAUUUGCGAGUAAUUCCAAAAGAGAACGCCAUGUUGGAUUAUGUAGUAUUUUCAUUGAGAGAUCACUUUCUCUCUAGGUCUGAUAUGUGGCGAUUUGGCCUCUAUCUGAAUGACACAAGCGUGUACGAAUCAAAAAUGUUGACAUGGCAUGGUGGAAUUCGUGUACAAGUCAAGGAAUUGAUGAAAGAAAGUGUUGGAAAAGUAUCAGCCGGACUUAUCGUUUAUGGCCACACAAAAAUUACAUACCGUUCUAAAUCUGCUGUUAUUUAUUGGCUAUUUCAAAUGAGUAGGGAAAUGUGGGAAUAUGAUGAAUAUGGAAAUUUAAAUUUUGAAAGAGUAAUUAAUGGAUUUAUUAAGACUGUAUUUGAUAGAUGGAGAGAGAUUGGUGUCAACCAUUCGCUCUCAAUUGUUCUCUUUUCUAGGCAUUACUUGACGGAAGAUGACCAAAAUAAUUCCUUCUCAGAGAAUAGAGAGGAAGAUAUGGCAUCUCUUGGUAAUAAGACAAGCAUUUUUCAUUCUAUACUAGGCUCAAAAGAUGGAAGAAGAUAUGUUGACUUUUAUAAGGUAGUAGACUGGAGUGAAACUCAACGAACAAGGUCCCAAUUUAUUCGAGUAAGGUUAAAAACAGAAUUUUUAAAAUUCCAAUCAUACAUUCAGAGCGUAUGUGAGAGAGAGAAAGUAUCACUCACCAACUCGUCGGCACCAGAUGGAAAUUUCAUGGAAGCAAUCAAUCUAGUCCUUAACAGUUUUGACAAGUAUUACCUAAAUCGUGACUUGUCACGUACAGGUCAAGUUAUUCUAUUGGUAUCACCUGGUUGUGGAAUGUUUAAUGUACAAAUACCAUUACUUGGAAAGAUCACAACAAAGAGAUUGAUGGAUGUAGGUCUUUCGGUUGACCUCAUUGCAUUAUCUGUGCCUCCUCUGCAUUCCGUUCCAAUUUUCAAGUACAAGAAGAAAGAAAUUGGCUUUUCUCACAAUGCUGAGUCUCCCUCAAUGAAAGAAUAUACUUACUAUCGAUCACCAGAUUGGAUCAACAUUACAUUCUAUCGAGACAACUACUUCAAAAAUGAUAUUAAUCAAGACUAUGACGAUUGUGAAUGCUCGGAUGGUGCCACUAAUUUAUUCCUUCCUGUUUCCAAAAUGCCCAACCUGGACAACCUCCCGACAAAUUUGCCUCUUUUUGAAAAGUACUGGCUAAACAUUCAAGCUUUCAACAUGAACAACUCCUCAUCUAAUUCUCACAACAGUCUGACCGAACUUUUUCGUCAACAUGAUGACCAUGUGUUCAAAAUUUUCCAAAUCAACAGACUCACGCAAUCCACAAGUAACACCUCCACCUUGUCACAUUCUUCAUCAAUGCCUCAUCCUAAAAAGACCUUGAGCUCUCUCAGUAAUGAUUCUGUUAUUCAUAACACACCAACAAAAAAGAGGGACAUGGAAAGUGGACCUAAUGCAAUCAUUAGUCCAAAGUCAUCUCAUGGUCAUCACAUGGUUGUAGUAGACCCUCAUCUCGAAGAGUUGAGACAUAUCGACAGCCAACACCACAAUUUUCCAAGCAGUUCAGGCAGUACAGGAGCUACUCACGAAUCAUUCAUGGACCAAGGUCUAAACUCAAAUUCCAGCACUCCAAGCAACGCCACUUCACAUCCUCCAGCUCAUCAUUCUUCUCAACACCAAUCGGUAGGAAAUCAUCAUCACCACCACCAACAAGGCAACAAUUCUUUUUCUGGCUCUGCGAGUACUGCUACCAAUAUUAACAACAACUCCAACGCUCAACACAGCUCAACUACUCUUUUGAGACGACACUCACCUCAUUCUGGAGCAAAAGAAUUCAUGGCUGAAUUUGCAGAAAGACAUAAGGCCAAAGAACUCUUCUACAUGAAACUCUACAACCCAUUUCAUUUGGACUCUGAAAGCCUAUCAAGUCCAAGUGCUCUUCAAAGUAAUAACCAACAAAACACGUUCCACAGAAGAAGAUGGGGCCAUCUCCAUCCUAGUUCGGGUUUGAGGCCGACUCAAAAAGCCGAAUACAUCAAACACUUUCUCCUUAAUGUGAAUUGGCAAAGUAUGACAGAACCUGCAUGUCUGCCCCUCACUACAGAUUAUUGGCCAGAGAGUGCACUUAAAAUUCUCAAUGAUUUUGACUUGCAUACCCACAGUAUUACGGAUACAAAUGAUAUUUAUCAAAACAAUAUUGCAACACUUGUGAGAGAGCUGGUUUGUCAGAGAUUACAUCAAGGUUUCCAAUUGUUCAAUGAUGAUGUGCCCAAGGAUCCUCUUACAAACGAACCACUUAUUUUGGAAAAUGCAUCGAACACCAAUUCCGAUCACAGCAAUGUCACCAAUAAUAAGGAUACGGCAGACUCGGACACACUUUCGACGAGUAGUUCUGUCUCCAACACCGAGUCAAGCAAUGGAGUUAAAAAAGGAGGUCGAGCUGUUAGAGGAGCCCUACGAGGAAGAGGAAGCAUGAGAGGUCGCAGAAAUGCUACACAUGCAUCGUCUUCCCAUUCCAUAUUUUCAAACUCAGACUCAAUAACUCAUUCUGCCAAUGACAGUAUGUUGUCCAAAUUACAAAAGUCGAGACCUCAAAAGAUGGAAUACUGUCUUUCAUCUGCAAAUCAAUUCCAUAGAAUCACGUACAACCCCAACAUCUCGAACAUGAUCACUAUUGAGAGAUAUGUUCCAAAAGCCUCCAACAAGCCACUGGCUGAAAAGAGCCUUUCAAACUCAAGCAAUAACAUUUCCAGUUUGGCUUCCUCUCAAAGUGUUCCCAAUAACAGCGCCGAUCCAUUUAACAAUGCAAGAUCUAGCUACACUUACCGAUACAUGUUAUGGAAUCCAACUCUUGACAGUUAUGAAUCUCGAGUGACUCGUUUUAAUUCUUCAGUUGAUUAUAACUGGAACAAAUUAGAUUACCUCAUUUGCGGAGAUCACAAUCAAAUGACAGACGAACUUCAUAACAGAUCACUACAAUUUCAUCUCGUUCCAAUCAUGAACUCAAACAAACAUUUAUUCUCGUCCACGACACAGCUCUUUGGAGCCUUUAACAACAAUUCCAGCUUCUCGAGUACGCAUUCUCCUUCUGCAAAUCUAUCAGGUACGACUUCAUCUUCGAAUGGUGACCUUUUUUCACAAGCUCUGUCAAAUUCCAACGAGUACGCUGAAAGGAUUAAGAGUUUUAGAAAAUUCAAAGACUCCAUUAUCAAUAGAAAUUUCAGAGCAAUGGAUGGUGACGGCAUUGAUGUCAUGAUUAUCGGAGAAGAGUCAUCUUCCAAAGACACCUCCCCUCAAACCAACUCCAAUAGUGCUCAGCAAUUUCUGCCUCAACAAACGGCCUCUCACUCCAUUCCCGUCUCUUCUGUUAAAACAUCAAAAUUCCAAUAUGUUCCUCAAGAGGGUGGUAUUGAUGACAAUAGUCGUGUUGAGUGGAUCAAUAUUGUUUAUAAGGGAACAUAUCAUCCGGCAGAGUUUUGGGCCUUCAAAGUACAAUGGCUGGUAUGUACUGCAGCCUUAAUCGAUGAGUUUUUGCAAUCACUCGCGAGGAGAGCUCGCCAGUGUGGUUUUGCCAUGAUUCAAACACCUGCUGAAAUUGAUAAUUAUACCAAUUAUGUUCAUGCGUCAAAGCAGGCUGCUGAGAGACUUGUGCAUGGAAAUUACAACUCCAAGCAAGAGGUCAAACAAGACUCCAAACAAGGUUUUGAUCCUUUGGAAAAUAUUCAUCCAUUCAGGAGUUAUGUCAGAAUUCCUAUUUCAUCUUUCGAAGUCAUGUACACAAUUAGAAAUGCAGUGUGUGAACAUCCUUUCAAUUUCAUCCCUGAUUCCUUCCAGAGAAAACUCUCGAAAAGAUUUAUUCACAACAGUGGGUGUAUUAUUUUGCAUAUUGAUGUUGUGAAGGGUACAGACACAGCAUUGAUCACUUGGAUCGACAACCCUUUUCAAACUUUUGACUUGUCAAUUGCUCCUCUCGUCAAACAGAAUGAAAUUUUGAAUCUACUUCGUAAAUUGGUGUUUUCAGAAUCAGCAAAUAAUGCAAUUAAGGUUUCUCCAGCCACCAUUUAUUCACCGCAUGAGAUGUGA